Molecule: messenger RNA, 530 nt
Organism: Pistacia vera
Lineage: Eukaryota; Viridiplantae; Streptophyta; Magnoliopsida; Sapindales; Anacardiaceae
Exons: 1
Coding region: 61-399 (112 amino acids)
Source: RefSeq, a predicted model, not a curated record
ACUUGAAUUGGAUGCAGAGGGUUUGAGUCUGAAUUUUUAUAAUUAUCUUCUCCAAUUUCAAUGGCGGAAUCUGAAUGUUUGUGUCGACCACCCCAGAAGAAGCUUUUAUCGGACUCGGAUAUGGCUGCGGCGGCCGAGCAGCUCAUGCAACUAAGCGAUGAAGAUUGCAACAGCUGCGAGUACAAGAGCAAUGAUAAGGAAACAAAGAAGAAGAAGUUGGGUGAUGGAGAGUAUAUGCGAAGACAGAAUGAGAUUACUUGGGCGAAGAUUGAAGAGAUAUUUGGGAAGGAAGAAGAAGAGAUUUAUCGGCCGAAGAAGAAGAGAUAUCGAUCACUUGUAGGUAUUUAUAUGACCACGAAACCGAUGCCAUUGGAGAAGAAACGAAGGUCGAUGCAUUGAAGAAAUCUAAUAGAGCUUUAUAGGAAGUUUAGUUAACUAAUAAUUGAUUUAGAGAUUAAUGAAAUUACAACUAUUUGUGUGGAAUUUGUAGGAAAAUUGAGGACUCUUAUCUCUUUUGUCUGCAGGUUAUU